UUAAAGAGUGGCGGGAAGGCGCGCGACUAGUCAGCCGACUUUUUCCGUUUUUAUUCGGCUCCUUCUCGUCUUUCUACCGCUUUCACUUUCCGACUUCUUUGUUACUCCUCAACUCUAAUCGAAGACAAAAUGGUGCGGACGAAAGCGGACAAUGUGCCUGCAUCUUACAGAAAAGCUGUGGCAGCGAUUGCUCCCAGGAAGUCUCUGGGCUCCAGUGCGCCCAACUCCCCUUCCUCUUCCUCCUACAGUCAAGCGUCCACUCCUGGAAAGAACAAGUAUGCCGGAGGAAAUCCUGUGUGCGUUCGUCCCACCCCCACUUGGCAGAAGGGUAUCGGGGACUUCUUUGGCAGUCCUGGAAGGAAGCCGGAGAAGGAAAACCUGAAGCCCAAUGAAGACAACGACGAGGAGGAGGCUGGAGGCAGCGGCGUGUCCAAGACCACCAAAAAGUCUCGGCCGCUGCCAGCUGAAGAAGAGGACGGAGAUGAAUGAAGAUGGCUGAAUGGGAAUUGUAAAUGUGUAUAUAAAUUGUUGAAUUUUAUGGAUAGUUCAUGACUGGUAUGUUUUUUGAUGACAAUUGUUCAUCUGCUUUAUUUUGCUUACAAAGUAAUUUUUGUCAUUAAAAAUGACUUAGUAUUUCAAA
Messenger RNA from Syngnathus acus (greater pipefish), 640 nucleotides. RefSeq names its product PCNA clamp associated factor (gene pclaf). The coding region runs from base 130 to 489 and encodes 119 amino acids. The record is from RefSeq and is a predicted model, not a curated record. Gene Ontology annotation, biological process: translesion synthesis; regulation of cell cycle. Gene Ontology annotation, molecular function: chromatin binding. Gene Ontology annotation, cellular component: nucleus. The transcript has 4 exons. NCBI's taxonomy places the organism in Eukaryota, Metazoa, Chordata, Actinopteri, Syngnathiformes, Syngnathidae.